Molecule: messenger RNA, 7420 nt
Organism: Harpegnathos saltator (Jerdon's jumping ant)
Lineage: Eukaryota; Metazoa; Arthropoda; Insecta; Hymenoptera; Formicidae
Exons: 1
Coding region: 3073-6066 (997 amino acids)
Source: RefSeq, a predicted model, not a curated record
AGAGAGAGAGAGAGAGAGAAGUGUAGGUAGGUAGAUAGAGGUAGGUAGGCGUCCAAGCGACGUCCACCAUACCGAAGAGAGGCUCACAGGGCUACGGCACGCGAGAGGGGAAGAGAGGGAGGUCGCCGAAGGGGCCUCCGCAGGCCACAUUCCAGGAGGACGCGAGUUUUCAAACAUGCCCAGCCUGCGUGAAUGUAGGUCCACGACCGAUCCUAUAACGCACGCACACAACGACAGCUCGUAGGAGCUGCAUUCGUCGUCCCGCGUCUCGCGCCACUUCUCUUCAUCCCAAUGCUCGAGCGCUUCCCCCCAUGGCGUGUCCCUUCCCCCCUAGAGCGCUGCUGCUGCCGCUGCUGCUGCUGCUGCUGCUGCUCCUCUAUCGCGUACACGCGUACACACGUACACGUGAACCCACAGCUCUCCCUUCCCCUGCCCCUUCUCCGCCAUGCGUUCCCUUUCCUCGUCCCCCGCGCUAACCCGGACGACCAGGCCGACCGAGCUGGCGACACCCUGUCUGGCAAGACCGGCCGGCGGACAAAAGAGGGGGAGCCAGCCCGCGCUGCGUUGCCACGUCCUCGGUCUUCGUGCUGCGCCUACCUUCGGCCCCAAGGACAAAUCCGACGAGCCGUGCCAGCCGCACUAGGCGACUGCCGGUCUGCCGCUACCUCGAUGCUUUUCCUCGCGACGCCCGCCGCCUGAUAUUAUUCUCGAUAGAACUCUCGACACUUCCUCCUUAAAGCGACGAGCGAUAGAAGACGUGGACGUGAAUAACGGAAAGAGACGAGACGAAGCGACAGACGUCAGCAAGCGAUGCAUUUCUUUCGCGCUUCCUUUCGCGUGAAGCGAAUGAAAAAAAAACAAAAAAAUGUUGAAUGAAAUAAUGACGUCACGUUGAUACGUCGACGGCUGAUACACGGCAAGUGACGCCUCAUCGGCGAUCGCUCCCAAGUGAGAGAAAUUUGGAGAAAGAUUCCUUCUCCUCCCGAGGUGUAGGUUCAUGGAAUGCCUAAGCGAUGACUCGUGCCCAUAUCCCUAUGCGAAGGCCGAUCUGCGGCGAGGUGGCAGGUGCCUUCUUUCCGUGAUUGCUGUACAGCGGACGCGCUCAAAAGGGGCUUCGCAGUGAUCGGCGUGAGCAAGAAUAGCCGUCGUGAUUCUUGGAAAUAGAGUAGGGUGCCUCUUCAAAGAAGCGCGAGAGAAUCCUCGUCGGCAUCCUUGGUUUCUGCCGGUGGCGCGAAUCGUGGAAAUUUACGAGACCUCGUCCGUUUCUUUUUAUCGGUCUAUCUUGCUCGCGCGCUCGUUCAUCGAAGUAUAUGCGAGCGUGCGGCGGCUUGCGUCAUUGCCUCGCGGGUCUCUCUCUCUCUCUCUCUCUCUCCGCGCGUUCGUAUGCGUUCAUUGCGGCCUACGUGCGGCUAAGAAGAGACAUGGCAACGGCGCGUGAAGCUAAACAUAUUAACUGUCGGCUCACGCCACAAAAACAACAUGAUCUCAUUCCACGGCGCAUAUGCAAGAGGCUAGCGUAUACCUCAAAAUCUCAUUCAAAAGCGAUUCCAGCGGCACGAGAGAGGCAAAAAGAGACGACUAGAAGACGGGAGAUCCUGUUCCGAGAAAGGCAACACCCGUAUCAAAGAGCGAAGAUACUCGAAUUAUACAUACGUAUAGAGGAAGAGAUUUUGCUGCAAAAAAUGACGUUACAGGAAAAAAAAUACCCAAUACGAGAGAUUCGUCGUUGGUACCGAGUGGGAACAACAACACUCUCUCUUUGCACCGAGCGGUAGAACGAUGAUACGAUUUCAGUCCCAGCGAACCUGCCUGCCAGUGAUUGUAAGCUAACACGGUCACCAGCGUUUUUCCUGGAAAAUCCCUUCACCCACCACCAGCUGCCUUCUCUCUGUCUGUAAAAUUCUCUCUUAUAACUGGCCGGUCUGACGUAGGCCUUUGAUGUACAUACCGCUGCGGCGUCCGUAUCUCGUACGACGAACGUCCACGACCUAAUCUAAAUGAUAUGCCUGGCCGUUCGACGAAACGAGUCUCGUAAUUGAUUAUAAUCCGUUGCGAUUUCCAUCGAUAAUGCCUUCGUCUCUGAAACGUGUACGUUACGCUCGCGGUAAGGAUAACCGUGUAACGGAUUGUAGAAAAGCUCGGGAUAUUACAUUCCGUGCGUAUUCAGCCUCGUGCGUCGAGAAGCUGAACGGAGGCACAAUCGGCUCUUGAGGAGAAAGGCGAGCAAAAAUCGAGGCUCCAAGCUGGCUGCCGCAGCGAGCAGCUAAGCGACCGCGGCAGGCAGGCAGGCAGGCAGGCAGGCAGGCGUCAGACGUGCACGGCAGACAACAUGGCGCCGAGAGCGCCGUCGUCAUGCCGGCGUGACGUUUCCCGCGCGUCAUUAACGGAAGUGAGCCCAGAAAAUGGCGGAGUUUUAUGGCGCUGAGGUGUGAAAGGGAAGAAAGAGGAUGGCGUGGAGGGGGACGGCGGGGCGCCUACGUCCCGUGGACGGUGAAGCAGGCGAGCGAGGUAAGAUGACGGGAGAGAUUAGUCGAGAGGUUAGGUUAGGUUGCUAACGCAAAGAAAGAAGAAUAACUGGUAGCCGCCUUCGGCGGUGGACUAGCGUCCGUACUGUACGAAUGAGGCAACGGGGUAUUGAGGGGGCGGCCAAUGGAAGGAAAAGGAGGAGACGACAAAAGAGACACGUUGGACGGAGAGAGCGUUAAACGAAGCGAGUGGGGAUACGUGGAAGAGAGGUCGAGAGAGUGCGAAUAGAGAGCCCGAGCGAGUGAGAAAGCGCUCGACGACGGUAGAGGGGAAAACUGUUCUCAGUGGGAAGCGGUCGCAGUUCUCGCGCCGAUGUGGUGGGGAUGGAAAUUAGUUGCGGCAUCAACCAAGACCUAAAAGGAACUCCGGCGCCGCACGGCGAAGUCACUUCGUGCAAUGUUACGCGUCAAGGUAUACUCGUGCCUCGUUCUCAGUGCCGGUUUCGAAGCUCAAAGUGGUCGCGGUCGUCUCUGUCGUCACUGUUACACGCGGACCCACUCGUCGUUCUUGCGGCCGAUCCGACUCGGUCGUCGUCAAGCGAGUUAAAUGUGUAAUGUGUUAAACGAAGACACUAUGACCUGCGACUAUGGUGUGAGUAAGGUGCUCAGCAAAGAUAGUUCGGUGCAAAUAAUGCAUUCGAAGCAACAGCAGUCGGUGCAUCGGCAGCAACGGCAGCAGAAAGUAGGCGUCAUGGGCAGCAGGCGUAUUUUUCCGCCGUCCUUUAAGCUCAAGGUCCUGCACUCGUACAGGAAUGACAUGGACUGUCGCGGCAAUCAACGUGCCACCGCGAGGAAAUACGGGAUACACCGUCGACAGAUCCAAAAGUGGUUGCAGUGCGAGGAAAAUCUGAAAAAUUGUGCCGAAAAUGGCAACGCCAGGCCGGCCUCGACGUCGACGACAGACUCAUCCGCGAGUGCCACCAAAUCGGACAGUGCGACGGUGACAGAAGUCGCGGGCCCUGCGGGACCUGCUGCAAUCCUAGCGGCGCCGGCCUUGAACCUUAACGUUGCCAGACUGCAUGGCGACGAGCUGACUACACAGCAGAGGUCCCCACCUCCCGCUUCUCCUCCGCAUCUUCCGCGUUGUGGUGCAUCCUCACCGGCCCGUAUUCGGACUGUUUCUAAAAGUAUGCUCUUGCAAAACGUCGUGCCUGUGGAAUAUUCGCAAUAUUCGUCGUCGUCGUCGUCGUCGUCGUCGGCGACGACGACGACGACGGCGGCGGACCGGAAACAUCUCCAUCGGGAAACGGAGAACGCGAUGCAAGAGAUCCACUACGUCGAGACUAAAAUGGAUCAGGACCGUCAUUUUUACGGGGGGGAUGGACCGACCAGAGAUUUGGAGACAACCUCGCACAGCGUCAAUGACAAAAAGGAGACGGUGGUGCAUGAGGGCAUUAGGAGUUACUAUUGGUCACCUGCAGAACACCAAUAUACUUCGAGCAAUAUCGACACCAGUGCGCACCUGCAGCAUCAUCACCACCAGCAAAAUCAUCAUUCGCCGAAUCAUCGUCCGCAGAGUUACGGAAACUUGUUCAACGGACAGUACAGUCUGAUAGGAGCGGCGUUGAUAAAGACCGAGCCAUCUAGCCCAGACUCCACGGCGACGUCAGGGCCGUACGAGCCGACCGGCUCGCCCGGCGGCCAAUGGGCCCCACAGUCGCCCACGGUACCGCAUCAAGUCGCCAACAACAGCGGCAGCGGCUCCUCGUUGUCCGCUCACUACUUCGCGGCGGGCCCCUCGUUCUUGGAGAACGCGCACGUGCACGAGCAUGGGCACGCACACGCGCGCACGCUGCUGGUUUCCAGUACGCCGUACUCGCCGCGCCUGCAUCAGCAGGAGAGAGAGUCGGAGGAGACGACGGGCUACGCCAAAGAGGUGGGAGAGCAGAAGGAGAGGACGGAAUAUUGCGGGACGGUGAUUAAGGAAGAGGUGGACCUGCCCGAAGAUGAGGUAUACGACGAAAGGCAGGAAAAUAAUGCGUCCCCGUUCAUCGACGUGACCGGCGACCUGACGAUAGACAGCUUAGACUCGGAAAGCGCUCCCGUCGAAAUCGAGACGGACGAUUGCCGUACGCCGAGUCCGCGCGACCCCGCCAAUUCCGACAGGUCCAGCAGCAGCUCGUCCGAUGAUGGCAGCAUCUCGAGCGAGAUAGGCUCCCUCGAUAGCGCUCCAGGUAAUCAGAAUUCAUCCGCCAAUCUCACCCGCAGACAGCAGCUUCGGCGGUCUUUCUCGUUGAACUUCAAGAUCAACGUGCUCGACGCCUUUCACAAGGACGUGAAGGUAGCCGGGAACCAACGAGCCACCGCUAGGAAAUUCGACAUAAACCGUCGUCAGGUGCAAAAGUGGCUGCUGAAGGAAGUGGAUCUCAGGGGUGAGAUCGCACUUCGAGGGGACUCGGGCCAACAAGAGCCUGCUGCCCAGGAAGUGUUCGUCGAGUCGCCGAUAGACCUGAGGAUGAUCCACGUCUCUUCAGACUACAGUCGUCCGUCGUCCGACACAGGUCUCGAGGUAGAUUACGAACAAUCACCACCGCACCUGCAUGGUUACGAGCCGAUUACUUCACGGCAUCGUCCGUGGUAUCACUCUUCAUCGUAUCAUCUCACCCCCGAGACGGAACCGUCUGGCGAAACGGAGUCAACAGAACCGUGCCUUUUCUCCUGUUGCGCAGACAGACAUACCACAACAUCAACAACAUCCUCCUAUCAGGAUCUCUCUCUGAGAGGAUCCUACACGGAAUCGCCGAGUGGUUUCUAUUGUUAUUCGCCCAAAGAUUAUCCAGAAUUCUUCAACCUUCCCGAGGAACAGCCACCUUCCUCAAAGAGACAAGCUUAUUCGUGGAACAAUGCUCCCUCGCCGAAGAGACUUUGCCCUGACGACACGGUCUCACAAAGCGUGUCUACGCAAGAGAGGCCUCUUUGCCUCGUCAAACCAAAAAGGGCCUGGUUAAUGGCUUCUCGCAUGGAGGCGCUUGCUAGGUCGGCUAUCUCAGAGUCGGAUGCAUCGCAGCCCUCGUCGUCAGCAUCGACCAGGGACGACGGCAUUCUCUUUAAACCGUACCUGGAUAACCCUGUGUGCAGGCCCGCGAGUAACGACGCCGUCCAGCGCGACCUAUCUCCCAAUACCAGGGAGAACAUUAUUAACAACAAUAACAACAAUAACAACAGCAGCAGCGGUAGCAGCACCGACAGUGGGAUCAACGACAACGACAUCAUCAAUUGCCGGAGCGUCUGCAACAUGAACGAAGAUCACAACGGCAGACUCCCCUUCAGUAUGCGACUGCCGCUCUCUCUGAAGCCUUUGGAUAGACGAUGCGCGGAUCUGCAGCAGAUCAGUAGCACGUUUACCAGGUAUCCGAUGCACCAUGGGACUAGAGAUCGUUGCUCGUUCAACGAUCUGUACCUUCGUCCUACCUACGAGACGCGAACAACGGGCAAUCGCGGCAUCGCGCUGAUCGACCGGAGCGGCUUUGUAAUCGUAGGACACCCUCAUUUAAUCGUAGACGAGGAAGACGCGAUUGCGAUCGCGUCGAUCUGUAGUUAAUUACUUUACUUUAAGGAUACCAAAAAUGUCGGAUUCGCGUUCAGGAUGAGAAAGAGAGAGAGAUAGGGGGGGAGGGGGGAGGGAAGAAUCUACCGGCGAAGGAUCGAUCCGUACGUGAUCUGCGACACGUAGCGAGCCACGUAAGCGCUUAUCGUUUCCGCGGAUCGGCCGGUGCCGCGUUAUAUAUCGCGAUAAAGUCUUAAUCGGCCAUUGGACGAGUCGAGGCGUAGAAGGAGAUUAUACAUGGUCGCGUCCUCGGCUGGCGUCUUCUUCCAAUUCCGCUAGACUUUCUCGAUGAUCCCCCUUCCCUCCCCGCCGCCCUCCCGUCUCGCCGUGCAAAAAAUCGCGCAGAUAGAUCCGGCGGAUUCUUUUUCCUGUGGCCUUAUCGUCGAGAUUAGAGCCCGCUCGUUAUCUCGCUAGGCCGUUUAGAGGUCGAAUGCGUUCGCUAUAAUUAUAAAAUUAUGUCAGCGCGGUUUGUCCGUUGCGACGCAUCCGAGGGAUGGAAGAAAAUCCGGACGGAGAUAGCCUGAGCCGCUGAUGGCAACAUUUUGGCGCGUAACGCGUAACUAAUUUGAUUUACAGAGGUUCCGAGAACUUUGGCACCCACGAGAUUCGUCCCCGACGUGAUCGGGAAUUUUUCGGGUCUUCGUCCGCGUUAGGGUCAGUUUCUUUCAAAAUCGCCGGGAAACCGGAGUCCCGUCGUCCUCUGAAUGAUCUUAUCGCGACUGCAGCUGCCCCUUGUCACUUGAUUGUGCGAUUGCAUUAUGCGAUUAAGCAUUAUGCGAUGCGGAUUCUUCUAAGCAACGCACCGCUUUAUGAUUCCGCAAGAUCACUUCCGUCAUAUUCCCACGUUUCAUCGUAUCUAGUUCAAUCUCGGUUCUAGUUAGGAUAGUUUAGUUUAAUUUAUUUUUCCCCUUCAACCAUCUCUCUAGAGUUUAAUACACCUUAUUUUAGUUUAAUUUAAUUUUGCACUUUAGCGUAGCUUAACACUUACUCAAUUUAGGUUUCGUGACCGAAAAACAAAAAAAAAAUAAAAACAAAAAAAAUAAAAAAUCACAAAAACAAAAAGAACAUAAAAAUCAUUCGAAGAAUUAUAGAGAAAAAAAAUUCGAAAUUCUUCCAUUAAAUCGCGUAAAACUAUCGUACAAAGAACUUCGAAACUGUCCUUAGGAUCGCAAAAGGAAAUUCGAAACUAUCGACGAAUCGCAUGAUGCCAAAGUGACCGGAAUCGCAUUAAUAUGCGGCAGUAAUAAGUAGUAAUCAGCAGUGGACGUUAAACAUUCCCGUCGGGCGAAUAUUACUUCUCUUCUCAUUGGAAGGCAUUGAGAAGAUGCGGUUGUGUUUGCCCAGCGCC